Molecule: messenger RNA, 756 nt
Organism: Loa loa (African eye worm)
Lineage: Eukaryota; Metazoa; Nematoda; Chromadorea; Rhabditida; Onchocercidae
Product: nematode cuticle collagen domain-containing protein
Exons: 3
Coding region: 1-756 (251 amino acids)
Molecular function (GO): structural constituent of cuticle
Source: RefSeq, a predicted model, not a curated record
AUGGGUGGUAUUCGCAUUGCUAUAGCGCUUACAAUUGGGCUUAGUAUCAGUGUGAUAACAGUAUCAUUGAUAGUAAUUGGUGUGAUUUUCAAUGAUAUCAAUAAUUUGUACGAUGAUAUCAUGGACGAAAUGAAAGAAUUUAAUGUAAUUAUGAUAUUCUAUGGCUGUGACAAGCCAAAUAACUGUCCACGGGGUCCACCAGGACCAAGGGGAGACAAAGGAGAAAAGGGGUUAGAUGGAGAACCUGGAAAUGAUGGUUCUAAGGGGAUAGCUGGUGUAGCGCUUCUUGCCACGUAUAACAUUCUGGGUGGCUGUAUCAUUUGUCCUCCUGGACCUCCUGGACUACCAGGAUCGGAUGGAAUCAAAGGUGAUCAGGGACCGACCGGGAGAAAAGGGUCGAUGGGAAAACCGGGAAGGCCAGGAUUGAGAGGACCACAUGGGCCACCUGGUAAGCUCGGAGAACCAGGAGCUAAUGGAAUUCCCGGUAAACCAGGGUUGAACGGAAGCAAUGGAAAAAGGAGUAUCAGUAUAGCUGGUCCAAAAGGACAAACUGGUGCUCCUGGUCUACCUGGACAGCCAGGAACAAAAGGCAAAUGUGGAGCGGAUGGUAAACCUGGAGAACCAGGUAAAGCUGGGCGAACCGGCCGUAAUGGUAAACCUGGAAAAGAUGGACGUCCAGGACAGGCAGGUUCACCAGGUAUUCCAGGACCGGACAUACAUUAUUGUUCUUGUCCAUACAGAGUGGAUCGGAAAUAA